UUGAAUUUGAGCCAUGCUUGCGUUCGAUGCGGUCGCGGUGGCGACAGCGUUUGCCGCUGGAUACGUGACCUUGGGACAUAUCACGCACGUCGAACGUCUUCUCACCAAGACUACCCCCAUCGCCGUCCUAGCCUUCCUCGCAUACCGCAGCUACGAGCUCGAGCAAGGCGGAGCAGCCAUAUCUCGAUCCUUCCUCGUGGAUGUAUUGGCGUGGGGCUCCAAACACUUUCCGCUCAUCACGUCCCUGACUGGGGACGCUAUCGUGAUCUUCGGUGCUCUGUACCUCGUCACAUCGAUUGUACCCGUGCUCCGUCGCGCCCGCUACAGCUACUCCAAGAAGAAGAUGAUCAAUGUGUUCGGACAAGUGGGGAUCUCGAUUCUCAAGCGCAUUCCGAUCCUGUGGACAAGGUACCGCAAUGAAAUCCGUAAGUUGGAAGUUCAAAUCGAAAGGUCACUCCAAGAGCACGCCAAGUCGGCCGCAGACUUCCCCAAGCAAUUCACUCUUCCCGAGAAAGGCACGUCGAGCGAAGUCGUGUUGUCGACGAUGAAAGCAAUGGUAAAAGGUGAAGACAAUCGUUGGAAGGACGGACUGGUGUCUGGCGCUGUCUAUCACGGCGAUGACGACCACGUCGGCCUUCUAAAUCAAGCAUAUGCUCUCUUCAACGUGACGAACCCAUUGCACGCCGAUUUGUGGCCAUCUGUGGUGCGCAUGGAAGCCGAAGUGAUCUCGAUGACGGCGAGCUUCCUCAACGGUGGCAAUACGGAAGUUUGCGGCGCGCUCACGUCGGGUGGCACUGAAAGCAUCGUGCUGGCGACCAAAACCCAUCGCGAUUGGUUCCGCCACGAUCACGGCAUCACAAAACCCGAGAUCAUCGCUGCUGUCACUGCCCAUGCUGCCAUCGACAAAGCCUGUGAUAUGCUUGGCAUCCGCCUCAUCAAGGUGCCUGUGGACCCUGUGACGUUCAGGAUCGACGUGGCCGCGGUCAAGUGGAAUAUUUCAGCCAACACGAUUCUAAUCUACGCCAGCGCGCCGUCGUUUCCUCAAGGCACGAUCGACGACAUCGAAGCGCUCUCCAAGGUCGCAGUCACGUAUGGCAUUGGGCUGCACGUGGACUGCUGCCUCGGCGGGUUUGUGCUUCCGUUCGCGAAAGCUUUGGGGUACCCAGACAUCCCAUCCUUCGACUUUUCGUUGCCUGGGGUAACCAGCAUGAGUUGCGACACACAUAAGUACGGGUACGCGUCCAAGGGCACGUCAAUUGUCCUGUACAAGUCGAAGGAAGUCCGUCGCUUUCAGUACUUUGCUUACUCUGACUGGACUGGCGGGCUCUACGCGACGCCAACGAUCGCCGGUAGUCGCCCCGGCGCGUUAAGCGCGGCGUGUUGGGCGUCCAUGAUGCGUAUGGGCCGAGAGGGCUAUCUGGAAAAGACACGCAGCAUCAUGGAAACAGUCAAAGUGAUCAAGGCUGGGAUUGCCACCAUCGACGGGCUGCACUUGCUCGGUGCCGGUGCUGCCAUGAUCGUGUGCUUUGGCAGCCGCGAGCUUAACAUUCUCAAGGUCAGCGACCAAUUGACCAAACUCGGGUGGAGCCUGAAUGCGCUACAACAUCCCACGAGCGUUCAUUUGUGCGUGACCUGCCGACAAAUUGGCAAGGGCGACCAGUUUGUCACGGCGCUCAGGGAAGCAGUCGAAGCAGUGAAGAAGGACCCGAACGGCAAGCUCGAAGGUGGCAGCGCCAUGUACGGCAUGGCGUCGAGUAUGCCCGCCGGUCCCGUUGAAGACAUCCUGCGCAUAUACCAAGACUGCACCCUCAGUUUGUAGUAUAUGAUAUGCAGGAGCGCAAUCGUUUUUGCAUCUCCCUCAAGAAUACAUGCAUAAUCCAUCACAUGCUUCCAAA
Molecule: messenger RNA, 1895 nt
Organism: Aphanomyces invadans
Lineage: Eukaryota; Oomycota; Saprolegniomycetes; Saprolegniales; Verrucalvaceae
Exons: 1
Coding region: 14-1819 (601 amino acids)
Biological process (GO): carboxylic acid metabolic process; sphingolipid catabolic process
Cellular component (GO): endoplasmic reticulum
Molecular function (GO): sphinganine-1-phosphate aldolase activity; pyridoxal phosphate binding
Source: RefSeq, a predicted model, not a curated record